AUGGAAGCUUUGGUGAGCACCAGCAUGGAAGUGUUCUUAAAACCACCCAAAUUAGAAUUGCUAAACCAGUUGCUUCUAUUUGAGCCUAACAAGUGCUAUCCUCAUGAAGAAGUGUUGCCCCAGUUACUUGUUCAAUGCCUUCUUGAAAACCUGGUUUUUCAUUUGCAAAGGGUCAAAGAAGAAAUCUCAUGGCCAGAUUUCUCUUCUGCUGCUUUUUCCUUCCCUCCAAGAAGCACCACUGGUGUACGUGCUAGCAUGUUGAAUAUAAACAAGGACUCAAACAUAGAAGAAAACUGCACCACAACAAGAUUCUUGUUUGAUCACAAAGCCAUCAACGAGCUAAAAUCCAUGUCAACAUGUUAUGAAACAAAGCCUACACGGUACCAGGUAUUAUCUUCAUUCAUAAACAAACAUAUGAUUGUAGCAAUCAAAGAGGACAAAACAAGACCAAUGGUUGCAUUUCAUGUUGUGGACAUGAGAAAAAGAAUGGGGGAGCCUUUCUUAAAACGUGCUAUUGGAAACUUGUUGUGGCCUGCAUUGGUUAUUCUUGAGGGUGUAAACAAGAACACUGAGAUCAUAGAUUUGGUUGAAAUUCUAAAAGAAUGA
Messenger RNA from Vigna radiata var. radiata (mung bean), 606 nucleotides. RefSeq lists its product as uncharacterized. Bases 1 to 606 code for a protein of 201 amino acids. The record is from RefSeq and is a predicted model, not a curated record. Lineage: Eukaryota; Viridiplantae; Streptophyta; Magnoliopsida; Fabales; Fabaceae. The transcript is spliced from 2 exons.